GGGCAGGGCCACGCCCCCUCCUUUACGUUCGAAAAUCAAUAAGCAAGGGAGCUCUCGGGGUCGGAGGCAGCACAAUUGGGUCCAUCGCCUUUCUGGAGGCUUGAACGCUGAACCCCAACAACAGCAGCGGCGCUGAAGGAGCUGACUCGAAAGAAAGGAAGGCUUCGGCAUGAAGCGGUUGCUAAGCAGCCAGGGCGGCGCGCGCCUCUCCAUGGCGCUCCUCCUUCACCUGCGUUUAUGCAGCAGCAUCUGCCCCUGCGAACUCCCCUCGCUCUGCAACCCCAUCUCGGACACCAGGGAUUUCGAGGUUUUUGUGUUUCAGGUUGGUGGCAAGGCUUGGAAGUUCUAUGACUGGUCACAAAUUACAACUGUGGCAACUUUUGGAAAAUAUGACCCUGAGCUCAUGUGUUAUGCUCAUUCAAGAGGAUCCAGGGUUGUUUUAAAAGGAGACGUACCUGUGAAGGAAAUUGUUGAUCCUGCCUUCAGAGCAGCUUGGAUAGAUCAGAAGGUGGCGCUUGCCAAACAGCAAUAUAUGGAUGGAAUCAACAUUGAUAUUGAACAAAUAGUUAAUAAGUCUUCAGCAGAAUACUAUGCCUUAACAGCUUUGGUUAAAGAAACAACAGAAGCUUUUCACAAAGAAAUCCCAGGAUCACAGGUGACCUUUGAUGUAGCUUGGUCUCCAAAAUGUAUAGACAGAAGAUGUUAUAACUAUACUGGGAUUGCUGAUUCCUGUGAUUUUGUGUUUGUCAUGUCUUAUGAUGAGCAGAGUCAGGUAUGGACAGACUGCAUUGCGAGAGCCAACUCUCCAUAUAACCAGACCUUAACUGGAUAUGAUGACUACAUUCACAUGGGUAUUAAUCCAAAGAAGCUUGUGAUGGGUGUUCCGUGGUAUGGCUAUGAUUAUUCUUGUCUGUCCUUAUCUAAGGCCCAUGCAUGUUCAAUUAAAGAAGUUCCUUUCCGUGGAGCUCCAUGCAGCGAUGCAGCAGGACAUCAAGUUCCCUAUAGAAAAAUAAUGAAUCAGGCAAAUACUUCUAUAUCGGGUAUUCUAUGGGAUGAGAAACAGAAAGCUCCCUAUUUUGAGUAUCUGGACUCACAUGGAACUAUACAUCAAGUAUGGUAUGAUGAUCCCAGAAGUAUUUCUUUAAAAGCAGGUUAUGUGAAAGAGCGGGGUUUAAGGGGUAUUGGGAUGUGGAAUGGGGAUUGUCUUGACUACUUCGGGGGUUCUGUGGCACAACAGCAGACAAAAGCAAUGUGGGAGGCUUUGAAACCAAAAUGAUAUCAGCAGAGUGUGAACAGAAAUUGAUGUACAUGAACAUUUUUUAAAUUCCAGUGUUUAUUCCAGUGAUAUAAAUGACACAUCUGAGAAGAAAAACAUAUAAAAUUUGGAGAAUGCAGAUUGUUGUUCAUGUCAAGUUAUGAAUGCAAAUAUAAUGCAUAAAUUCUGGGGAUGCACAUUAAUACCUUUCUGAAAGCAAACAUGGAUAGUGAUGAAAGAAAUCACAGAAUAUGCAUUGCCAAUGAACUCUAAGGUUCUUCUGUUUGGAUUAUUUAGGACUGUGUUAAAUCAUAAUAUAUAGAUUUGGUUACAACUUUGGUAACUACUGCUAUUAUGUGUCUUGCAACACUGUGGAAAUCCUUUAGUAAUGAUAGUCAAGGAUAUGAGCUGUGGCACUUUUAACCAGGGCUUUUUUAAAAGUCGGAAUACAAAGAAACACAGUUCUGGCUGGCUUGGCAUCAGAGGAUGUGGCCUAAUAUGCAAAUUAGUUAUUGCUGAGCUUUUUCUACAAAAAAGCCCUGUGUGAAGCAAUGGUGAUGUCAGGGGGUGUGGCCUAAAAUGCAAAUGAAUUUCUGCUGGGCUUUUUGGACAAAAAAGCCCUGCUUUUAACUAAAUUCAUGUAUAAAGAGAACUGAGUUAAUCUCAGCCAAGCAGAUUUGUAAAAACCUGGAUUGUGUUUCUUGAGUAUUAGAAUACAACAUAUUUUGGCUCUGUGUUACAUAUCCCCCCAAUUAAAAACAGUCUUUUAAAAUGAAGUUUUACAUAUUCAGACAUCAAGCAUACAUCCAUAAUAUGCAACAAAAUCAAAUAAGGAAGCCUAAAGGAAAAAUGCAUCUAGUUUUGGAAGUUUGGUGUAGUGGUUAAGUAUGCAGGCUGGGAGAACCAGGUUUGAUUCCCCACUCUUCCACUUGCAGCUGCUGGAAUGACCUUGGGUUAGCCAUAGCUAUCGCAGAACUGUCCUUGAAAGGGCACCUUCUGGGAGAGCUCUCUCAGUCCCACGUACAUCACAAGGUGUCUGUGGGGAGGAAGUUAAAGGAGAUUGUAAGCCGUUAUGAGACUCAGACCCAUUUUGCACUCAGCUUACCCUGCUGUCACAUUCCUCUUCUCCGCACAGUGUCCUUCAGAUUUUCCACUAACUGUUCCGGAGCUGCAGGAAACAUUGCGGUUUCUGCGAGGCAAACAGAAACCACUAAAAACCAGUUUCUGUUUGCCCUGCGAAAACCGCAAUGUUUGCUGCAGCUCCGGAGUAGAUAGUGGGAAAUCCAAAGGACACUGCAGGGAGAAGAGGAAUGUGACAGCGGGAUAAGCUGAGUGCGAAAUCGGUGUCAGAUUCGGAGUGUAGGGCAGGGUAUAAAUCCAUUAUCAUCAUCAUCUAGUUUCUUUACAAGCAUAACUAAAGGCACCAAAAAUCUUGAAAUUUAUCUUUUAUCUUGCCCUUUUCUCAUUGCAUUAUUUUUACACAAGAAAA
Molecule: messenger RNA, 2744 nt
Organism: Heteronotia binoei (common prickly gecko)
Lineage: Eukaryota; Metazoa; Chordata; Lepidosauria; Squamata; Gekkonidae
Gene: CTBS
Product: chitobiase
Exons: 7
Coding region: 170-1276 (368 amino acids)
Biological process (GO): carbohydrate metabolic process; chitin catabolic process
Cellular component (GO): extracellular region
Molecular function (GO): chitin binding; chitinase activity
Source: RefSeq, a predicted model, not a curated record